Molecule: messenger RNA, 1563 nt
Organism: Aedes albopictus (Asian tiger mosquito)
Lineage: Eukaryota; Metazoa; Arthropoda; Insecta; Diptera; Culicidae
Exons: 1
Coding region: 1-1563 (520 amino acids)
Biological process (GO): DNA integration
Molecular function (GO): nucleic acid binding
Source: RefSeq, a predicted model, not a curated record
AUGGCCUUUGCGCUCCGAUUCAUCGACAAUGCUCGUCUCAAAAGUAAGGGUUUAACACUGCAGUUAGGAGUUCUUCAGCAGGAGGAACUCAAGCGUGCCGAGGAAACGCUCUGGAAGGUGGCACAAGCGGAAGCCUUCCCUGAAGAAAUUUCGAUUCUUUCAACAACGCAAGGGUCUCCAACAGCUCGUCAUGGACGCGUGUCGAAAUCAAGUCUAAUUUACAAAAAAUGGCCCUACCUCGAUCAGCGAGGAGUACUGCGGAUGCGGGGUCGGAUCGGAGCGGCAACCUUCGCACCAAUGGAAGCUAAGUAUCCCGCCAUCCUCCCUAGACAACACCCAAUCACAUUUCUAGUUACUGACUGGUAUCAUCGCCGCUAUCGCCAUGCCAAUCGUGAGAUCGUUACCAACGAAAUGCGCCAACGAUUUGAGGUCUCCAAACUGCGUUCGCUGGUCGAAAAAGUUUCGAAGAAGUGUAUGAUGUGCCGUGUCAUAAAAGCAAUGCCUGACCCUCCUGUAAUGGCUCCACUUCCCGAGGCCAGACUCCAGCCGUACGUACGACCAUUCACGUACGUUGGACUUGACUACUUCGGACCGGUGUUAGUCAAAGUCGGCCGUAGUCUUGUGAAAAGGUGGAUCGCACUUUUUACAUGUCUCACCGUGCGGGCGGUACACUUGGAGGUUGUUCACAGUUUGUCUACGGAAUCAUGUGUUAUGGCUGUGCGCCGUUUCAUUUCGCGACGUGGUUCACCAGCUGAGUUCCACUCGGACAAUGGAACCUGUUUUCAAGGCGCUAGCAAAGAGCUGGAUCGGGAGCAUGUACGAGCUAGAAACGACGCUUUAGCUGCAGUGUUCACGAGUACGACCACUCGAUGGCGUUUCAUUCCCCCCUCAUCGCCGCAUAUGGGAGGAGCGUGGGAAAGGUUGGUGCGAUCGGUGAAGGUGGCCAUAGGAGCUAUCAUCGAUGCCCCUCGCAGACCCGACGACGAGACGUUGGAAACAAUUUUGUUCGAAGCCGAAGCGAUGAUCAAUUCGCGACCGCUCACCUACAUCCCUCUCGAAUCCGCGGACCAAGAAGCGCUAACCCCUAACCAUUUCUUGUUAGGAUCUUCUAAUGGUUAUAAGGUACAUUCGGACGAAGUAGUCGAAGGGUCAGCGAUUCUACGGAGCAGUUGGAAGUUAGCACAGGCUAUCACCAAUGGAUUUUGGUCAAGGUGGGUUAAGGAGUAUCUUCCCGUAAUCACACGAAGGGGAAAGUGGUUCAAGGAAGCACGGGACUUAGUCGUCGGAGAUUUGGUGAUGAUAGUAGGAGGAACGGCGAGGGACCAGUGGAUCCGAGGACGUGUGAAGGAAGUGUUUCCAGGACGGGAUGGGCGAGUGAGACAAGCAUUGGUUCGAACAGCAUCAGGAAUUCUACGGAGACCAGCAACGAAGUUGGCGAUGCUCGACGUUAUGGAGGUCGGUAAACCUGGGCAUGGAGUUCCAGAAGACCAGGAGAUUCACCAGGGUUUACGGGAGGGGGGAUGUCACGACGAGCCCCCCCGUUGCAGCUCAACUGUGGCCUAG